AUGAGUGACUACACAUGUGCCAAAGAUCUUGUGGACAUGGCUUAUUUGAGCUGGUAUAAGCAGAAGACUAUGGAAUUGAUCGAACAGAAAAAAGCCGACAAACUGGAGAAGGAAAACGAACGAAAUCAAGACUUUAAAAUUCUUCGUGGUGGAUAUCUUUCUUUUAAACACCUCGAAAGGAUCAGACUUCUUGUAAAUAAAUUUGUCGACGAUGGAAAAAAAUAUUUUGCAGUUUGGCGAAUAGACCCUCCGUGGAAGCCAAUCACUGCAAGAGCCAAAGGAAAGAGAAUGGGAGGCGGAAAGGGACCAAUAUCUGAAUAUGUUGUCCCAGUGAAGGCUGAUAGGAUUCUGCUUGAAAUGGGAGGAUAUUGCGAGUUCUUUCACGUGGAAAGACUUUUGAAGACUUUGGCUUCCACUGCACCGAUGAAAGCCAGGGCUGUCAGUUAUGAAAUGUUGAUGGAAGAACGGAAGGCUCGUGAGAACGUGGAAUCUCAGAACCUUAAUAUAUUCACAAUGGACUACUGUAUUAAGAAUAAUAUGGCUGGGUGUCAUGAAUGGCUGUCCCGAUACGAGUAUGAUUGGGGAGGAAAAUAUCUUUAA
Messenger RNA from Octopus sinensis (East Asian common octopus), 600 nucleotides. RefSeq names its product 39S ribosomal protein L16, mitochondrial-like. The transcript is spliced from 2 exons. Gene Ontology annotation, molecular function: structural constituent of ribosome; rRNA binding. Gene Ontology annotation, cellular component: ribosome; mitochondrial large ribosomal subunit. The record is from RefSeq and is a predicted model, not a curated record. Gene Ontology annotation, biological process: mitochondrial translation. The coding region runs from base 1 to 600 and encodes 199 amino acids. NCBI's taxonomy places the organism in Eukaryota, Metazoa, Mollusca, Cephalopoda, Octopoda, Octopodidae.